Molecule: messenger RNA, 324 nt
Organism: Colletotrichum truncatum
Lineage: Eukaryota; Fungi; Ascomycota; Sordariomycetes; Glomerellales; Glomerellaceae
Source: RefSeq, a predicted model, not a curated record
AUGCGUCAAUCUUUCGCCCGAGUUCACGAAGACUCCUUUCGCCAAUGUAGCAUGAUGUGCAUUCAUCCAUCCAUCACAUCACCCGCCUUAAACUGUGAAGUUCGAUCUACGUUUGCUAAAGUUUGUCUGGAGAAUCAUAAUAUGACGCGACGUUCAUUGCCACAGCGAUACCAUGAACUUUUGCCGCAGAAUCACCAGUAUUGCUUCAGUGAAAUGCAUAUACUCAACUCUCGCAGUACCGGAGAAGUCCAUUUGCACCGCGUACACCGCCUUGACCGGACCGAAAUCCAAAAACGACCUCAACGUCAACAUCCUCUUCAUUGA